ACUGUCAUCUAUAUGAUCAUCGCAGUUCUGGCGGCAACAGCUCUGGUGAAAGGGUUAACUGAAUGCAAUUUUUCACAUUCUCACGGAACUCGUCAGUGUUUUGGAGCACUAGGACAGCCGCUGAUUUUUCAUCUGUCAGAUAAAACAAAUACUUUAAUUAGACUGACAAAGGAUGGCAAAUACAUGAUUCUAAAAAGAGAGAAAACUGGGAACGUGAUACUGGAUGACAAAUUUGUAGAUCCGUCUGAACUCACCCAUAAUGGAAAAUUCAAACUACUUAACGCCAUGAAGAUACACUCUGGAGAUUACGAGCUCGAAGAACACAGUUCUGAUGGCACUUUAAUAAGACAAGUCAUCGUGCACCUAGAAAUACAAGGUCCAGUGUCAAAGCCAGUUGUGUCUCAGACAUGUUUGUCAGAAAAACAGAUGCAGGUCAGCUGUUCCACCGAGGGAGAUAACGUGGAGUUCCUUAUGACUUUGGAUGGUUAUGUAUUGAUCCAAACCAGUGACUACAACCAGUCCCUGAGCAGCUGGACAGCUGAAAAACUCUGUGUUGACAUCAAAUUAUAUGGGCAGCUGACUGGAAAUGUGACGUGUCGAGUUUGGAACAAAGUCAGCAGAGAUGAAACAGUUCAUCCCCUCUCAGCCUGUGGAGGUGCAGCAGGUUUUGUUCCAACUCUUCCAGUUGUGACUGCUGCUGUAAUUGCAAGUGCUGCCACGGCAUUCUCUUUUUUGGCUUUGAGUCUUGUUAUAGUUUUUUGGAAAAAAAGACGACAAAUCCCCACAAGCCCUACAAGUGUUGAUGAAGAUAACCGUGAAUCUGAAGUCAUCUACACAGACGUUAAAGUGAAAAAAAAACCAAGACAAACCCGAUCUGAGGAACAUCAGAAUGCAACAUGAUUUUUUCUCCACAGCUUUACUGGCAUGCAUCACUUGUUUAACCCUUAAUGGUAACCUCAUAUUAUAAUCAUGGAUCACUGACUUAUAAACACAGU
Stegastes partitus (bicolor damselfish) is the source of this 995-nucleotide messenger RNA. RefSeq lists its product as uncharacterized. The transcript is spliced from 5 exons. The coding region runs from base 13 to 900 and encodes 295 amino acids. Lineage: Eukaryota; Metazoa; Chordata; Actinopteri; Pomacentridae. The record is from RefSeq and is a predicted model, not a curated record.